ACAAAAUGAAGUCUCUAGCUCUUGGUCUCUGUGCGCUGUUCUGCGUUGUGGCAUGGGCUGACCUAACUGAGGUUGACGCACUACCGUCCUCCGACGAUGAAGAUGCAGCUCAACCCGUCUUAGCUUUGUUCACUUAUGCAAAUACACAGUACGGCUUAAGUCUGAACAAGUUGACUUGGUAUGAGGCGCAACUGUUCUGUGCCGAGCAGGAAUAUGUUCUAGCCAACAUUCCUUCAGAAAGUAUGCAGACCACUAUAUUGAACUUCAUCCAAAGCUCCGCUGUGGACGAACUUAGCUCACUUGUUAACGAACCGAUCUGGGUCUCGGGCACAAAUCAGGGACUUGGCACCCAAUACGUAUGGCAUAGCAGUGGAGCUCGGUUCACCUACCGCAACUUCCUUAGGAACCCAUCAUCUGGCUAUCGCUGCGUCGCAAUAAAUGGACUCACAGGCGACUGGACAGAUGAGAGCUGCAGAGACAGGCAUUACUUUGUCUGUGAAUUACAACCAUGCGUUCCGAAGACUACGUAAGGAAGCUACAACAUUUACUCUUCAUAUGUAUUGAAGGAACAUAAAUUAAACACAAUAAAAAAGGCAAUCAGAA
This is a messenger RNA of Drosophila hydei, 603 nucleotides long. Its product is annotated as snaclec bothroinsularin subunit beta-like. Gene Ontology annotation, cellular component: external side of plasma membrane. The record is from RefSeq and is a predicted model, not a curated record. Lineage: Eukaryota; Metazoa; Arthropoda; Insecta; Diptera; Drosophilidae. Gene Ontology annotation, biological process: biological process involved in interspecies interaction between organisms. Gene Ontology annotation, molecular function: carbohydrate binding. The coding region runs from base 6 to 530 and encodes 174 amino acids. The transcript is spliced from 2 exons.